Messenger RNA from Fonsecaea multimorphosa CBS 102226, 987 nucleotides. RefSeq lists its product as uncharacterized. Bases 1 to 987 code for a protein of 328 amino acids. Gene Ontology annotation, cellular component: mitochondrion. The transcript is spliced from 3 exons. NCBI's taxonomy places the organism in Eukaryota, Fungi, Ascomycota, Eurotiomycetes, Chaetothyriales, Herpotrichiellaceae. The record is from RefSeq and is a predicted model, not a curated record.
AUGCCUCACCAGCAGCAACCUCUCCUCGAGUCAAAACCCAACGAGGAGCUCUCAGAGAAGCUGCCAGUCCCCUCAAAGACUGUCUCUAUCCCGAAACCUCAGGUUCACCUCCCUUCGGUGAGAAAGGUGUCGGUGGAGCAGAAGAAACCUGUGCAAUGGAACACAAUGAACUUGGGAUUGCGACUAGGCGCGGAUGUUACCUCUGCUGCCAGCGCUUCAGCGUUGAUUGCCCCUAUCAUAACUGUUAUAGACCGCUCCAUAGUUGAGAAAGCUGCGAAUGGCACGUCCUUCUCAUCCUGCCUCCUGCGCUCCUUGCACCCAGCGAUCACCCGCCCCCAUGCGUUCAUCUUCUCCAGGCCAUUCCUGCUGAUCUUCACGCUGUAUUUCUCGACCUACACGACAGCCAACGCCGUCGACACGCUGCACUCGACCGUCACGUCAAAGCCGGCCUCCACAGUCUCUUCCGGCGCGACCAAAUUCCUCGCGACCUCCUCGGUGAACAUGAGCCUGUGUGUGUACAAGGAUUCGUGUUUCGCGAGGAUGUUUGGAGCAACAGCCCCGUCGUCGUCACCGGCAGCCGCCGUUGUCCCCAAACUCUCCUACGCCCUCUUCGCCGUGCGGGACUGUUUGACCAUCUUCGCGUCCUUCAACCUCCCAUCCAUCAUUGCACCGCAACUCGCGAACCUCCCGCCCGAAGUAAGGUCGCGGUUUUCUCGCAUUCUCUCCACGGAGUCCGGGAGGAUGAAUACGGCCCAGUUCAUGGCGCCGGCUGCCAUUCAGUUGAUUUCAACCCCGAUCCAUCUGCUAGGGUUGGAUCUGUACAAUAGACAAGGUCGGUUAGGUUUUGGAGAGCGAUACUCCCGGGUCGUCAGGGAUUGGGGUGUCAGUGCCUUGGCUCGGAUGGGGAGGAUCAUUCCUGCUUUCGGUGUUGGCGGCGUCGUUAAUUCAAACAUGCGGAGAAAAUUCAUGACCCAGAUCGAAGAUUAA